Leptinotarsa decemlineata (Colorado potato beetle) is the source of this 1564-nucleotide messenger RNA. It is a transcript of the gene pelo, whose product is annotated as pelota mRNA surveillance and ribosome rescue factor. Gene Ontology annotation, biological process: nuclear-transcribed mRNA catabolic process, no-go decay; RNA surveillance; nonfunctional rRNA decay. Gene Ontology annotation, cellular component: cytoplasm. The record is from RefSeq and is a predicted model, not a curated record. Lineage: Eukaryota; Metazoa; Arthropoda; Insecta; Coleoptera; Chrysomelidae.
GUGAUUUGAGAUUAAAAAAAAUGGCAAUGGCAAUAUUGAAAGAUGACAGAAAAUUAUUUCAGUUCCUUAAGUGAGAGGCUGGUAUACCUACCCAAAAAUAAUGAUAAUGAUAACCAAAUCUAAUUAUUUUUUUGGAAUAAUGUUUAGAAUUACGUCAAAAUGAAAUUGGUGUAUCAGAGUAUUGAUAGGGAUGGCGAGGGCUCUGUAGCUCUUAUCCCCGAAGAACCUGAAGAUAUGUGGCAUGCGUACAACCUCAUAUCUGUAGGAGAUUCAGUACGGGGUACAACAAUUCGAAAAGUCCAGACUGAAUCGUCCACAGGCUCAUCUUCAUCCAACAGAGUGAGAACUACAUUAACAAUUUCUGUAGAGAAUAUCGAUUUUGAUACUCAAGCAUGUAUGCUGAGACUGAAGGGAAGGAACAUAGAAGAAAAUCAGUAUGUCAAGAUGGGAGCCUAUCAUACACUGGAUUUAGAACAGAACAGAAAAUUUUCUCUGAGAAAACGUCUGUGGGAUUCAGUCUGUCUAGAGCGUAUCGAAAUGGCAUGUGACCCUACAAAAACUGCUGAUGUUGCUGCUGUUAUAAUGCAAGAAGGUCUAGCUCAAAUUUGCUUAAUAACGUCUAGCAUGACCUUGAUGAGAGCUAAAAUUGAUAUGAACAUACCAAGAAAAAGAAAGGGUUUUGUUCAACAACAUGAAAAGGGUUUAGCAAAAUUUUAUGACAAUGUUAUGCAAUCAAUUUUAAGACAUGUUAAUUUUGAUGUUGUAAAAUGUGUAUUGAUUGCUUCGCCAGGUUUUGUAAGAGAUCAGUUUUGUGAGUAUCUUUUCCAAACUGCAGUCAAAACUGAUAAUAAACUUCUCCUGGAAAAUAAACAUAAAUUCAUGUUGGUUCAUACAUCUUCGGGCUUCAAGCACUCGCUGAAUGAGGUUCUUCAAGAUCCAGCAGUUAUAAACAAAAUAUCAGAUACUAAAGCAAGUAGCGAAGUGAAGGCAUUAGAAAAUUUCUAUACAAUUCUACAGCUGGAACCAGAUAAAGCAUUCUAUGGUAAGAAACAUGUGGAAAAGGCUAAUGCAGCACAAGCUAUUGAAUCAUUAUUGAUAUCAGAUAAUUUAUUUCGAAGCCAAGAUGUUAAACUUCGCAAGGAAUAUGUUGAAUUGGUUGAUUCAGUAAGAGAUUCCGGUGGAGAUGUCAAGAUAUUCUCUAGUUUACACAUCUCGGGAGAACAACUGGAUCAGUUGACCGGAGUAGCUGCCAUUUUAAGAUUCCCAAUGCCGGAAAUUGAUGAUGAUGAAAGUGAUGAAGACUAGCAAAUUAUCAAAAUAUUUUAGAUGUGAAUUCCUUUCCAUGAGAUAUUAUAUAAUUCUUUGUUAUUUUACAUUUUAUGUAAUAAGUGUAAUUUUAGAGAAUGAAGCUGUUAUAUUUUUUAAUUUAUUUUGUAUAAGGUUAUUUAAAGAUAACCUUCAAUCAAUAUUUUUAUAAUUAUGAAAUUGAAACAUAAUUGAACACUUCUUGUUCCAUUAUUUUGGAAUAAUUGAUACCAGAGAUAAAUAAAUGAUGAAUCGAAAA